Triticum turgidum subsp. durum (durum wheat) is the source of this 1110-nucleotide messenger RNA. The record is from the annotation of a GenBank genome assembly. Lineage: Eukaryota; Viridiplantae; Streptophyta; Magnoliopsida; Poales; Poaceae.
AUGGCCGACCCCAAGCCGCGGAACCUUGGCGGCUCGCUGCCCGUGCCCAACGUGCAGGACCUCGCCGGCCGCCCCGACGAGCUCACGCUCACGCCCACCCUCCUCCGUCGCUACGUGCGGCCUCAGCCCAACACGGCCGACCUGCGCCCCGACGCCCCUGCCGGCGAAGAACAGGAGCACGUCCCCAUCAUCGACCUCGGCCGGCUCCUCGGUCCGGACGACCUCGCCGGCGGGCGGGACGAGGAGGCCGCCAGGCUGCGCUCGGCCUGCGAGGACUGGGGGUUCUUCCAGGUGGUGAAUCACGGGAUACCCGAGGAGACCCUGGAGGAGAUGAAGAGGAACGUCAUGGGAUUCUUCGCGCUCCCGCUGGCGGAGAAGGCGGCCUUUGCGCAGCGGCCCGGAGAGAUCGAGGGGUACGGCCAGGCGUUCGUCGUCUCGGAGGAGCAGACGCUCGACUGGGCGGACAUGUUCUUCCUCCUCACGCAGCCGCCCAGCUACCGCGAUCUCCGCCUCUGGCCGUCCAACCCUUCCACAUUCAAGAAUUGCUUGGAGAACUACUCUGCAGAGGUGCAAAGGGUUGCAGGCGAGCUGCUGGGAGCCAUGGCGGAGAACCUGGGCGUGAGAGACCACUCGGACAUGACGAGGCUCGCGGCGUCGCAGUCAGUGAGGAUGAACUACUACCCGCCUUGCCCGGAGGCGCAUGUGGACAGCGUGCUGGGCCUGUCGCCGCACUCGGACGCCGUCGGGCUGACGCUGCUGCUGCAGGUCAGCAAGGUCCCCGGGCUGCAGAUCAGGCGGAAAGGCGGCUGGGUCCCGGUCACACCGCUCCCCGGCGCCCUCGUCGUCAACGUCGGCGACGUGAUUGAGGUGUUCACCAACGGGAAGUACAGGAGCGUGGAGCACAGGGCGGUGGUUAACGCACGCCACGAGCGGAUGUCCAUCGCGACGUUCCACAGCGGGAAGUUCGGCACCAUGUACGGGCCGCUGGAGGAGGCCGUCGGAGACAAGGAGCCGCGGUACAGGAGUAUCAGCGUCGAGGAGUAUGUGAAGCUCGUGGUCUCCAGCAAGCUCGACGGCAAGAACAUCAUGGACGCCAUGAAGAUCGAUUGA